CAUAUGACAACAUCCUCACUUUCACCGACGUGUCCCUUUCCAAGCGCCCCUUUUUUUCAAUUCUUUCUUUCUUUUCAUUACAAAUUACACUCUCUCGUUUUCCGUUUUCUCAAACGCUUUGAAAAGAAAUGAAUAAAGAAGGAGUCGAAGGUUAUUGGGGUGCUGUCACAAGUUCGGUCGAUUGGUGUGAAGAGAAUUAUGCACAUUCCUAUUAUAUUGCAGAAUUCUGGAAUACAAUUUCUAGUUUAGCCAUGGUGGUAUUAGGAUUAUUAGGUGUCGCCCUACAUCAUCGAUCUUUGGGUUGGAAACUAUCGAUCAGUUAUCUAUUAAUCGUCGUGGUAGGCAUUGGAAGUGUCUUGUUUCAUGCGACACUUCAAUUUGAACAUCAGAUGUGGGAUGAGGUUCCAAUGGUUUGGACCGCCUGUUACCUUUUAUGGGUUUUAUUAGGGGAGCACGGUGACUAUGGAAAACGAAAAAACAGCUAUGGGAUAGGGAUUCUACUUUACUGCGCUUUUGCAACUUAUGUCACUAGUAUGAACAAAGGAACGACACAAUUUUUCAUGUUUCAGACCUCGUUUGGUUUCGUGAUGUGGAGUGAUCUUUAUCUUGUCUAUCAAUUGUACAAAAAGGCGAGACCCGAAACCCUCAAGCUAUUUCAACAAGGAACCGUAUUUUUGAUAUUCGCCAUUACUGUGUGGUUAAUUGAUUCUAAUCUUUGUUUUGUCUAUCAAUAUCUGCCCAAUCCGCAAUUACAUGCAUGGUGGCACGUCCUUAUGUGUACAAGUUUACAUUACUUUUUUGUUGCUUGUGGCUAUGAAUCUGUAUGGAAAGAAGAAAAAAAGACAAAUGUACGUAUCGGUUAUUGUCUGGGCCUGAUACCUUUUGUUCAAGCCGAUGAUAAAGAUGGAAGAAAAAAAGAAUCCUAAAGAAAUUGAGAUCCUCCCCCCCCCUUAAAAAACCAAGAAAAUGAAAAAAUGGGGGGUGUUACAAUUAAGAAAACCUUAAAAAAAAAUAAAAAAAAUAACAGUUACUUUUUUGUUCGAUGGAUUUCCUUUUAUAGUCAAAUGCUGCUUUUUUACUUUUUUUUUCUAAAUUGCAUGAUUUGCAUCGGUUCUUUUUCACUUUAGAACAAUGUAAAUAGAUAAACACGCGCAUAGAAUAGAU
Mycotypha africana is the source of this 1164-nucleotide messenger RNA. RefSeq names its product ceramidase. The transcript has 8 exons. Gene Ontology annotation, biological process: ceramide biosynthetic process; ceramide catabolic process. Gene Ontology annotation, cellular component: endoplasmic reticulum membrane. The coding region runs from base 129 to 926 and encodes 265 amino acids. Lineage: Eukaryota; Fungi; Mucoromycota; Mucoromycetes; Mucorales; Mycotyphaceae. The record is from RefSeq and is a predicted model, not a curated record.